AUGCCCCGUUUGGAAGAAUGGGAAAUUAAAAAGUAUUGGGAGAUUUUCCAAGGGCUCAAGCCUGAAAAUAAUAAACUUACAGGCGACCGUGUGUCUCCUGUUUUGAAAAACUCCCGUCUCAAGGAUGACCAGUUAUCGAAGAUAUGGGAUUUGUCUGACAUUGACUCCGAUGGCCGUUUGGACUUUGAGGAGUUCUGUAUCACUAUGAGAUUGAUUUUUGAUUUGGUCAAUGGUUCCAUGCUGGAGGUGCCACUGGAGUUACCGGGCUGGCUUGUGCCUUCAUCCAAGUCCCACUUGAUCCAUGCCAACAAGGCUGUGUCUUCGGGCUCCACGGGCAAUUCUUCUUAUGAUGGUGACGACGAUGACUUGUUGUCAGAUGACUUCGACUGGUACAUUUCUCCUACCGAUAAGGGAACAUACGAAACGAUCUAUAAUUCCAACAGCGACUCGUACGGCCGUGUUCGCUUUGAUUCGCUUGAAGGCUUGUACCUGACUCUUUCCAAGGUGCCUCGUUCGGAUAUUUCGUCUGCAUGGAACUUGGUCAACCCUAAGCUGUUUGAAACUAUUGACAAAGACCAGGUAUUGGUGUUUCUCCAUAUACUAAACCAGAGAGAGAAUGGUAAACGUAUUCCUCGUGGAGUGCCUGCCUCGUUACGAGCCACUUUCUCCAAGGAAGUGCCUUCUUAUGACUUGAGUGCAGCUGCAGCAUCUACUCCAUCCAAGAACAUCAGCCAGCCCAAGGCCAAUGAUAAGAAGUCGUUCGGUAUGAGUUACCUUAAUAAAAUUGGUCAGGGCAACAACGCUGACCGCGAAAAAGGAACCGAUUUCUCUGCCACUGAGGGCACCGAUUGGGAGGAGGUGAGAUUGAGAAGAGAAUUGACCAACUUAGAAGAUCUCUUGGAGAAAGCCAAGACGGAGAGCCAGUCCGGUAGCAGGACGAGCGACAACGGCAAUAGCGAUCUGGCAUUGCUAAAACACGAGUUUGAGCAGUUGCUCAAGUACAAGCAGAACAAGUUGUCUGCAGCCGAAAACGUCCCCAACACCGAUAAGGAUUUGACCGAUGUGAAGAAUGAUAUAGAGUUAAUCGGGUCGCAAGUGCAAAUGCUUGAGGAGUUUUUAACCGGCAAAGAAAAGGAGUUGGGAGAGCUUCAGCAGGAGCUUUCGACGUUGAGCUGA
Molecule: messenger RNA, 1176 nt
Organism: Candidozyma haemuli
Lineage: Eukaryota; Fungi; Ascomycota; Pichiomycetes; Serinales; Metschnikowiaceae
Gene: END3
Product: End3p
Exons: 1
Coding region: 1-1176 (391 amino acids)
Biological process (GO): endocytosis; endosomal transport; actin cortical patch assembly
Cellular component (GO): cytoplasm; plasma membrane; mating projection tip
Molecular function (GO): calcium ion binding; protein binding
Source: RefSeq, a predicted model, not a curated record